CAGUCCAAGCAAUUAUUAGCAUACAGAGAAGAAAAGCCCUCAACUUUAGCACUAUAAAUAGCACUCUCGACACCUUCCAAAACACUUGCCCACCUGCCCCAAAAAUGCCCAUUCCCCCCUGAAAAUUGCUUGUGAACUCCAGUAUGUCCUCUCACUAAAACCACAAAUCAUGAACCACAACCUCCUGGACGCCCUCAACGUCCGGGUCGUCGGGGACGGCGACCGGGUCCUCGUCCUCGCUCACGGCUUCGGGACCGACCAGUCCGCGUGGCAGCGCGUCCUGCCCUACUUCCUCCCGCACUAUCGCGUCGUCCUCUACGAUCUCGUGUGCGCCGGCAGCGUCAAUCCGGGCUACUUCGAUUUCCGGCGGUACUCCACGCUCGAUGGCUACGUCGACGACUUGCUCUUCAUUCUCGACACCCUGUGCAUUGACCGUUGCGCGUAUGUCGGGCACUCGGUGUCGGCCAUGAUUGGAAUCCUAGCUGCCAUCCGCCGCCCGAGCCUCUUCACCAAGCUCGUCCUCAUCGGAGCCUCUCCAAGGUUCGUGAACGAUGAAGAUUACCAUUGCGGGUUCGAGCAAGAGCAGAUCGAGCAAGUUUUCACGGCGAUGCAGUCGAAUUACGAGGCGUGGGUGACCGGUCACGCGCCCUUAGCCGUGGGGUCCGAUGUUCCGGCCGCGGUCCGCGAGUUCAGUCGGACCUUGUUCAACAUGAGGCCCGACAUAUCCCUCUUCGUGCUGCGCACGGUGUUCAAUAGCGACAUAAGGGGCGUGCUGGGCCUCGUGACGGUGCCUUGCUGCAUAAUCCAGACCGCUCACGACGUCUUGCUGCCGGCGUCGGCGGCGACGUACUUGACGGACCACUUGGGCGGUCCGAACACGAUGGAGGUGCUGAACACGGAGGGCCACUUGCCGCACCUCACCGCACCGGGACAGUUGGCUCAGGUGCUCCGGCGAGUGCUUUCGCGGUGAUCGGCGCAGGCGUCGCCGUAAGAUCGGUUGCCAUUUGAGAUGAGUGUUGUGAAGAGAUUGUUUUUUCCUGUUUUUUGGAGAGUUGGGUUUUGAUUGAGGAGAAGCAGGAUUGACACGAGAUGAAAGACGUUAAAUCUUUCGAUUCGUGGGACUCGACAGGAGGAAAGCUUUUGACUUUGGUGGAACUGAUGAUGGAUGAUGUGAUAUAUAAAAAGAACAUGGGUCGAAAGAUCAUGAGCAAAAACCCUCACUUCCCCUUGAA
Molecule: messenger RNA, 1232 nt
Organism: Syzygium oleosum
Lineage: Eukaryota; Viridiplantae; Streptophyta; Magnoliopsida; Myrtales; Myrtaceae
Product: probable strigolactone esterase DAD2
Exons: 2
Coding region: 170-970 (266 amino acids)
Source: RefSeq, a predicted model, not a curated record